AUGGCUACUCAGCAGCACGCGCAACAGCAACAUUCGCUGCCACAGCAGACCCAGACGCAAGCGCAGACGCAGAUCAAUGCAGUGCCCGGUGCUGCCAGAGCGAGCUCUUACACAGCGCUGCCUCCACCAGCAGCCUACACACCACUGCGCUAUGCCAGUAAUCGAAAGACCAUCUACGACCGCAAUCUCAACCGUGCUCGCACAUCCGAGCUGAGCCUGGCAUCCUUUGCCCACCUCUUCAACACCUUGAUCGCAUACCACCAAGCUCGCGCACCCUCGGUCUCGGACCUUGAGGCCAGGUUGGCUCAAUCGGCGUACCCCAUUGGUGUCAAGCAGCUCGAUCUCCUCCUCUUCCGCAUGCCACCCCGUACAGCCUCUCGCCCAACCCGCUUGCUUGACCUCCUGCAAUUUAUACAUACAACUCUAUGGCGCUCCUUGUUUGGUCGCCCUGCCGAUGCUCUCGAGGCCAGCACUGGCAACAACAACGACUACAUGAUUGUGGACAAUGACCCACUUGUCAACACAUACAUCAGCAUACCCAAAGAGAUGAGCCAGCUCAACUGCGCCGCCUUUGUCGGUGGCAUCAUUGAGGGUGUAUGCGAUGCUGCUGGUUUCUCGACGGAUGGAGUGACGGCACAUUGGGCAGAAAACGACGAGCUCUGGCCUUCCAAGACUAUUUUUCUCAUCAAGUUCAAGCCCGAAGUAGUAGAGAGGGAAGAAGCACUCAAGGCUGGAGGUGGCUGA
Messenger RNA from Aureobasidium vineae, 744 nucleotides. The record is from the annotation of a GenBank genome assembly. NCBI's taxonomy places the organism in Eukaryota, Fungi, Ascomycota, Dothideomycetes, Dothideales, Saccotheciaceae.